Molecule: messenger RNA, 1953 nt
Organism: Naegleria lovaniensis
Lineage: Eukaryota; Heterolobosea; Eutetramitea; Acrasida; Naegleriidae
Exons: 4
Coding region: 1-1953 (650 amino acids)
Biological process (GO): intracellular protein transport; vesicle fusion
Cellular component (GO): endomembrane system; SNARE complex
Molecular function (GO): SNAP receptor activity; SNARE binding
Source: RefSeq, a predicted model, not a curated record
AUGAAGGACAGCGAACAGUGGUUGGUUGUUUUUGAUGACACAGAAAAUGCUUUGAAUAAAUUGGCAGAGGAAGUUGAGAAUAGAAAUCAAAUAUUUAGGCAUAAUUCAAAUGCUGGUGAGCUUCCUAAAUUAAAUUCCGAAAUUAGAAGACAAUUUAAAUCUAUCGAACGAGUACUGAUUGAUUUAAAAGAGACAUUGCCUCAAUUUUCAAAUGAAUUAUCACAAAGAGAAAUAACGAGAAGGAAGGAUGCCCUUCAAAAUACAAUUCAAAGAGAACAACAAAUGAAAAAGAAAUUUGAUAAUCCAUCAAUAGGAAGAAACAAAUUGCUAGCAGAAGACAAUGAGCCAAUUUCAAAAGGACCUUAUGAUAGAAGCCAUGAACCGGAGUCUAUACGAGAUUUAGAGAGUAAUCAAAUUCUCGCUUACCAACAAAGAGUGAUUGACGAGCAGGAUAAAAGCCUAGACCUAUUGAGUCAUGCCCUUGACAGAACAAAACAAAUUGGGCUCAGUAUUGAUGAAGAACUUGAUGAACAUUCACGAUUGCUUGAAGAUAUUCAUGAGAAUGUUGACGUUACUGAAUCCAAGAUCAAGGUUCAAACCAAGAAGAUGGUCAAUCUUGCAAAAAAGAAUUCCUUUAUGUGUUGGGGAAUCAUAAUUGCAGUGAUUUUAUUUAUAAUUGCAAGUUUUGAGUUUAAAAAUAACAGAGAAAAAAUGAGCUCUAUUCAAUCCUUUCUCGUGGAUGGUACUCCAUCCAAUGAACAGGAUUACGUUCUACAAUUAACAAUACCGGACGAUGUGAUGAAUAGUAUUUUGCAAAAUCCAGAUCAACUAAGUUUGAAAUUUCUAUCGGAUCCUCUGAGUAGUGAAGUGAAAUUCGAAGUUUCUCUCGGUAACAAAAAGAAGGAGUAUAAUGCAGCUAUUAUUAAAAACGAUUGCGAUUUGUAUCGCUUUUCGGAAAAUCAGUUCCAUCAAAUAGGAACGAUUAAACACAGGGCUAAUUUGGACAAUUUACCAUCCAUACAGCCUCCAAUAGUCAAACCCAAACCAACACCUCCUAGUAAUAUCGUAACCAAACCUCCGACACGAGGAAAUCAGAAACACAAAAUUGUUGCCAAUAGAAAGGAAGACUUCUUCUCCGGAAAGUUUAAAAGAACAGACGAUUCUCCCAUUAAAUUAUUUGCACAAUCCGAGCCGAAUGACGCCAGCACUUCCACCGACGUAAGCAAUAGAACUGUACCAUUACAACAGAAAGAUCCUUUCCCAUCUAAUUUCCCACCAUCAUCACUGUCAUCGUCAACAACCAUGCCAGAGUCACCACGUUCUGAGCCUUCCUCUCCAAAGGACGAGGCAAUGCCAAUUUCACCAACCGAUGAACACGAAACAUCGUCAUCAUUUACGAAAAUUCCAAAAGAAUCAUUUGAGGCAGUAUCUCAACAACACAAAUCAACAAAUGCAUCCACAUUUAAAAACACACAACCACCUAACCGUAAUAGUAGGCCUCAGAUCAAAACUGCAGAUUAUUGUCUCAAAAUUGGAAGCACUGAAUUUAAACCAUACAGUUUAAUCACUGAGGCUUUCAAACGAGGAAUUAAUUUGAACGAAUCGCCGGUAAAAUCACCAUCCAUAUCCAAAAUUGACACCUUUGAACAAUAUAACCAACUUAAAAAACAGUACAAUGAAUUAUAUCCAAAGUACGAAUCUCUAGAUAUGCUGUUAAACGAGAAUGUUGAAGAAUUUAAGAAGUAUGCAAGCCAGUGGCAAACAUUGACCAAUGAAGAAGAAAAACGAUUAGCAAAUUCAGAAAUUCAGAAAUUGUUUGUCAGAAGACAAAAGGACGUAUUACAACUUACUAACAAGUACAAAGACUGGCACAAGGAGUUGGAGACUAUUAAGCACCUCAUUGAAGAUUACGUACAACGAAAAGGAUCACAUCCUCGCGACAUUAUUUAUUAG